CUCCGCCAUGUCUAGUAAGUGGGUAUUGCUCUGGCGCGCCUAGAUAUUUGCUGUUGUUAAAUAUUUUUGCCGCAAUGUUACAAGUUAAAAAUCGUUUGCAAUAUUGCUCAGUUGCAAUUGCUGCACAUAGACUACUAUAUGGACCAGUUAUGAAUCCAGUUGUCUUCUUGGACAUUGCUGCGGACGGCGAGUUUAUUGGAAGAAUCAUAAUCGAACUGAAUGCAGAUGUUGUUCCAAAAACGGCAGAGAACUUCAGGGCACUCUGUACCGGCGAGCACGGAUUUGGCUAUAAAGGCUCAGUGUUCCAUAGGAUUAUACCUGAGUUCAUGUGUCAGGGUGGAGAUUUCACAAAUCAUAAUGGCACUGGUGGAAAAUCUAUUUAUGGAAAGAAGUUCAAAGAUGAGAAUUUCAAGUUGAAACACACCGGACCAGGUGUGCUAUCAAUGGCAAACUCUGGGCCAAACACAAAUGGAUCUCAGUUUUUCAUCUGCACAACAAAAACAGAAUGGCUUGAUGACAAACAUGUUGUGUUUGGACAAGUAAAAGAUGGCAUGGAGACUGUUGCUGUAAUGGAGUCAUAUGGUCUACAUGAUGGAGGAACAGUUAAAAAGAUUGUCAUUACAGACUGUGGGGAACUUAAAGAACACUAGACAAUAUGUUGUAUGUC
Messenger RNA from Electrophorus electricus (electric eel), 667 nucleotides. RefSeq names its product peptidylprolyl isomerase Fa (gene ppifa). Gene Ontology annotation, biological process: protein peptidyl-prolyl isomerization; protein folding. Gene Ontology annotation, cellular component: mitochondrion; cytoplasm. Lineage: Eukaryota; Metazoa; Chordata; Actinopteri; Gymnotiformes; Gymnotidae. Gene Ontology annotation, molecular function: peptidyl-prolyl cis-trans isomerase activity; cyclosporin A binding. The record is from RefSeq and is a predicted model, not a curated record.